GCUAUCUUUAAAAAAAAGUGUAGGCUAAUUGUUUUGUGUCCAGCCUUGUACAUUUGUAUGUGCUAUGAUUGGUGUAUUCCUAGUGAGUUGUUGAGGGUGCGCCCAAAGCAUACUCAGUGUUCAGAUAGGCUACUUGUUUGUCAGUCCCAAAUGUUUGUGUUUUGUAAUGUGGAUAACUUCCUUCUCAGAUGAACAUAGUUGCCAAAUGUCUAACUAUUUUGGUACCCGUUACAUCAACACAUAGGGUUAGCCUACAAAAUUAGCGGUCUGUUGGUUUGGGUGGCCUGGGAUGGAGUCAAAUUUCCGGCUUGAAUUAUUGUUUCAGUUCGCCCGUGUUCAGAGGGCUUGGGUUAAUGCCGAAAACACAAUUUCAGUUAAAGGAAUUCAGUUGUACAACUGACUAGGUAUCUCCCUUUCUGUUUUUGCCUGUUCACGUCAAACAUAGUUUUUUUUUUCGCACAGAGCGUGACGUGCAAGGACCUGCUAGUUCACGACGUGAGGUACAACUAGAAGACGACGACUAACUCGUCGAUGGUGUAACAAGGGAGUCGAGAUAAGAUCAAAUAUUUGAAAAAUAGUGUAAUUGACAGUAUAUCUGUGACAGACUAAAAAAAUGAAAGUGCUGUGGGGUUUAAGUGCCCUCCUAUUGUGCUUGAACGGAGCCAAUGCCCAGACAGCCGGCUUUAUCAAGUCGUCCCUGUUCCAGAUGAAGCGGAUAGAGGACAGUGCAGAGCUGCUCUGUGAGGUGACGGGGAACCCGAUCCCCGAGGUGCAGUGGUGGUUCAUAGAGGGCGAGGAGCACGAGACCAUGACCCAGCUGUUUUAUGGGGUGUGGGAGGACCGUGUCGGCCUCAACGCCACCUACAUCCAGCUCUUAAACCUCACGCUCAAUGAUGGCAUGUAAGAGUGCCGCGCUAACAACGAUCCUGACCGCAACGAACUGAAGAAGGCACCCAAAGUCAAGUGGAUCCCCUCACAGGCUAACGUUAUAGUGUUUGAAUAUCCCUUAAUUGAAGCUGAACCUAUGGAGGUAUACAACCAGACCUCUGCUGUCCUCUCAUGCAAACUGACCGACCCCCCGUCCACAGUCAAAGGCCACUACUGGAUGAGGAACGGCAAAGUGAUCGAGUCAUCCAAGCAUAACUUGCCAACUCUCUACACCGAGCACACCUUGGCUAAAAUCGAUUCCCAUUCCGGUGGAUUGUAUGAGUGUGUCUUCCUUUCUGAGCCCGAGGUGAAAACAACUAUUGAAGUCAAAACUGCUCCACUUGUCUCUGCCUACAAACGCUCUGAGCAUGGUAACGAGAAGGACAAGGGUGUGCUGGUGUGUAUUAGUUAUGGAUACCCACUGCCCACUGACUGGAAGUGGUACAAACUGGAGGGAGAAGAUAAGACGGCCAUCACCAACGGUACCGACAGGUAUGAGAUCAAGAGCACCCCCAACAGGACCACCCUGACCAUUGACAACCUGGACAUCGCCAUGGACAUAGGCGACUACAUUUGUGACGGCACGAGCGAGUUCGGCUCGACCUCCGACAAGGUCCACCUGCGCGUCCGCAGCCGGCUGGCUGCCCUCUGGCCCUUCCUGGGCAUAGUGGCUGAGGUCAUCAUCCUGGUCAGCAUCAUCUUCAUCUAUGAGAAGAGGAGAAAGCCUGAUGAGAUCAACGACGAUGAUGACUCAGGAUCUGCUCCUCUGAAGAGCAAUGCUAACACAGACCACAAGAACAAGGACGUCAGGCAAAGGAACUCCAACUGAGAGAAGAUGAGAGAUAUCCUGAUGAUGACCUUCCAAGAUCUAUGAGGGGCAUUGGGUUGUUCAGUGUUACGUAAUAUAGUGCGCCCUGUGAUUUUUUUAAACAACUUUUCAUUGUUAAUGUCUUGAGAAAUGGACUGAUUUUCCUUUAGAUUUUCUUCUAUAUUUCUCUCUGUAUUGUGCUGCCAGGGAACAUGUUUCAGUUUAAGGCCAUGGGAUUAAAAUGGCAUGGUUUUUAUUGCCGUUCUAGAAGUGAAAUUCAUUGUAAACGUUUACAUGAGAAUGAUUGGUGUUUUUUCUGUUUGUUCUUAUGACUUCCUCCACUGUGUAUAUGUAUGUGUGUGUGUAUGUAUGUAUGUAUAUAUUAUAUGUA
This is a messenger RNA of Oncorhynchus nerka (sockeye salmon), 2126 nucleotides long. RefSeq names its product basigin-like. Gene Ontology annotation, cellular component: axon; plasma membrane. Gene Ontology annotation, molecular function: cell-cell adhesion mediator activity. Gene Ontology annotation, biological process: axon guidance; dendrite self-avoidance; homophilic cell-cell adhesion. The record is from RefSeq and is a predicted model, not a curated record. NCBI's taxonomy places the organism in Eukaryota, Metazoa, Chordata, Actinopteri, Salmoniformes, Salmonidae.